AAAUGCCGCGCCGAGGGGAGCGCGGCUGCCUCGUGACGCCCCCCGCCGCGGCCGCCUGCCUCCUCUUGUCGCUCUUCACCCGGGCUUUGGCUUUAAAUAUUGCUGCUGAAGAAUUAAAGGAUCAGAGCAAGAUUCUGGUAUCUCAGACAUCUGAAAAAAAUGGAAACUCGCAUAAAGUAAGCAAGGAACUAAAAGAAAUCGUUUUUGUCAUCCAAAGCCAAAGGAAUUAUUUUCAUUCGAAGAGAGCAAAUGACCUAAAACAAAAUAUUUUAAAACAGGCUGCAGUUCUUGGGAAGGAAAUACCUACAGUUCUGCUUAUUCACCUGUUGGACAGGCAUGAAGGUGCAUGGACCAUUCUGCCACUAAUGCAUGACUUUUCUGCUUCAUACAGCAGAAACUCCUCGUGGAUUUUUUUCUGUGAAGAAGAUACAAGAAUACAUAUUGUAAGGCUGCUGGAAGUACUUAGAAGAUACGACAAAUCUAAGGAAUUUUUUUUAGGCAAAGCGUUACAUGAUGAUGAGUCUACAAUUAUUCACCAUUAUGCCUUUGCUGAAAAUCCUACCAUUUUUAAAUUUCCAGAUUUUGCUGCUGGCUGGGCACUCAGUAUGCCACUUGUAAAUAAGCUUGCAAAGAGGCUGAAAAAUGAACCUUUAAAGUCUGAUUUUACCAUAGAUUUGAAAUACGAGAUUGCACUAUUUGUCUGGGAAAAAGGCAAUGGACCACAUCUUACCCAAGUGCCUGAGUUUUGUACAGAAGAUGUUGACUCUCCCAAGACUCCUCAUUGUGCCACUACAUUUGCUAAUUUCCUCCCACUAUGUGGUGAUCCUGUGAAGAAAACAGAUAUCUUUGUUGCUGUAAAAACAUGCAGAAAAUUCCAUGGAGACAGAAUACCCAUUGUAAAACAGACCUGGGAAGGAGAGGCUGCUCUUAUUGAGUACUACAGCGAUUAUGCAGAAAGUUCUAUUCCUACUGUGGACCUGAGAGUGCCAAAUACUGAAAGAGGUCAUUGUGGGAAAACAUUUGCCAUUUUGGAAAGGUUUUUAAACCAUCACCAUUCUACAACACCUUGGUUAGUCAUUGUGGAUGAUGACACUUUAAUAAGUAUCUCUAGGCUCCGGAAACUCCUCAGCUGCUAUAACCCAAGUGAACCAGUGGUUCUUGGAGAACGUUAUGGCUACGGAUUGGGAUCAGGAGGCUAUAGUUACAUCACUGGAGGAGGAGGGAUGGUCUUUAGCAGAGAAUCAAUCCAAAGAUUAUUUGCGAGUAAAUGCCGAUGUUACAGCAAUGAUGCCCCUGACGACAUGGUCAUUGGAAUGUGUUUCAGUGGCUUAGGAAUUCCAGUAACACACAGCCCUCUCUUCCAUCAGGCUCGGCCAGUGGAUUAUCCAAAGGACUAUCUCUCCCAUCAAGUUCCGAUUUCCUUUCACAAACACUGGAACAUUGAUCCAGUGGAUGUAUACUUCAGGUGGCUGGCGCCAAAACUUGAAGAUUUGCAAGAAGGACAUAUACAUGUCAAGGAGGACUUAUAAUCUGUAACUAUGUUAAUAUUUAAAU
Molecule: messenger RNA, 1554 nt
Organism: Euleptes europaea (tarantolino)
Lineage: Eukaryota; Metazoa; Chordata; Lepidosauria; Squamata; Sphaerodactylidae
Gene: B3GLCT
Product: beta 3-glucosyltransferase
Exons: 15
Coding region: 3-1529 (508 amino acids)
Cellular component (GO): membrane
Molecular function (GO): acetylglucosaminyltransferase activity
Source: RefSeq, a predicted model, not a curated record